Messenger RNA from Pteronotus mesoamericanus, 591 nucleotides. It is a transcript of the gene S100A9, whose product is annotated as S100 calcium binding protein A9. Gene Ontology annotation, molecular function: calcium-dependent protein binding; calcium ion binding. Gene Ontology annotation, cellular component: cytoplasm; nucleus. The record is from RefSeq and is a predicted model, not a curated record. Lineage: Eukaryota; Metazoa; Chordata; Mammalia; Chiroptera; Mormoopidae. The coding region runs from base 121 to 459 and encodes 112 amino acids. Gene Ontology annotation, biological process: autocrine signaling; neutrophil aggregation; leukocyte migration involved in inflammatory response. The transcript has 3 exons.
CGCCAGUGGAGGCCUAUAAAUGCUGGGCCCACAGGACGCUGUCAAACUCCUCUGUGAGACUCCUCAGCUUAGCACCCCUUGCUUCUACUCUGCUCAGAGUACAGGAAGACCAGGAACAAAAUGCCGUCACAGAUGGAAGGCAGCAUCAACACCGUCAUCAAAAUUUUCCACCAGUACUCCAGGCGCCAGGACCACCAUGACAGGCUGAACCAGAGAGAAUUCAGUCAGAUGGUGAAAAAAGAGCUGCCCAACUUCCUCAAGAAGGAGAAGAGGGAUGAAAGAGCCAUAAAAGAUAUCUUGGAGGACCUGGACACAAAUGGAGACAAGGAGCUGAGCUUCGAGGAGUUCUCCAUGCUGGUGGCCAGGCUGACGAAUGCAGCCCAUGAGGAGAUGCACAAGCACACCCACAAAGGGAAAGACCACGAGCACGGGCCAGGCUUUGGAGAAGGCCAAAAGUAGGGCGGCCACAGCCACUAAUCAGGAGGCCCGGCCACCCCGUCCCUGCCCAACGAGGGCACCAGUGCUGUGUGCCACAUGACCUUAGCUUCAGGGCUGAGGGCUGGAGUGAAAUAAAGUGUUACUUCAAGCCAA